Papilio machaon (common yellow swallowtail) is the source of this 963-nucleotide messenger RNA. RefSeq lists its product as uncharacterized. Lineage: Eukaryota; Metazoa; Arthropoda; Insecta; Lepidoptera; Papilionidae. Bases 163 to 942 code for a protein of 259 amino acids. Gene Ontology annotation, biological process: regulation of transcription by RNA polymerase II. Gene Ontology annotation, cellular component: transcription regulator complex; nucleus. The transcript is spliced from 2 exons. The record is from RefSeq and is a predicted model, not a curated record.
UUGCGUGCUCUUUCUCGCUUGCGCAGCCUGUCGGCUCCGAUUGCGUGCUCUUUCUCUAUCGCGUAGCCGAUCGGCUCCGAUUGCGUGAGCGCUGCGGCCGCGCCGACCGCCAUUUUGAUAGCAACAUUUGAACGUAAUAGUUGUGCGUACUUGUACGAAAAGAUGAAUGAUGAAAAAUUAAUAAUACUCGUGUCAAAAUAUGAGUGUUUAUUUGACAUAACCAAGCCAUCAUAUAGCGAUCGGAUAAUGAAAGACAAUGCAUGGGAGGAAAUUAGCAAAUGUCUCGGAAUAAGUGUGACGCAGUGCCAGGAUCGUUGGAAGAAACUGCGAGAUAACUUCAGAAAAGCCUAUUAUAACCGAAAAGGCAAGAGUGGCGAUGGUGCAACUACGUCCAAAUUGAUAAAAUUUGAAAAAGAACUUUCUUUUAUAAUACCAUUUUUUCGCAAUCGAAACCAAAUAUCUAAUGUAACAUUAUCAUCGGAUGAUUCAGAGCCUGGCACACCAAUACCACCACCAUCGACAUCAUCUAAACGUUCUGACCAUUCUGAAGUUGAAUCGCUUGCAAGUACUUCUGGCUCGAAAAAGAGACCACGCUUAAGCAAAGAUGUUGCUACGGUUUUCGAAGAGUAUCUUGAAGAAAAAAGAAAUACUACACCCCGUGACAAGGCAUUACGUAAUUUUUUUUUGUCUAUGUCAGAUACAGUGGAAACAUUCCCAAAAGAAGUCCAAGCACGAAUUAAAAGGCGCGUGUUUAACAUUGUUAAUGAAGCUGAAUUAAGUCUGUAUGAAAAUAGUACAGAUUUGAAUUAUUCUUUGUCUAUAAAUUCACCGCCAUCGACUAAUCAAUCUACUUACCUAGUGUCAAACGAAACCUAUAUUCCUCAAAACUAUCCAGAUCAGACUACUUACGGGUACAAUACCAGCACACAAAAUACAAAAUAAUAAACAAUCAAAAACAAUAAU